Messenger RNA from Nerophis lumbriciformis (worm pipefish), 543 nucleotides. The record is from RefSeq and is a predicted model, not a curated record. NCBI's taxonomy places the organism in Eukaryota, Metazoa, Chordata, Actinopteri, Syngnathiformes, Syngnathidae.
AUGAACAGAGCCUGGGUUGCAUUCAAGGCCCACCCGUACAUAAGCAACGUAGUUGGCUACACAGUACUUUUCGCCUCGGCCGAUCUUUUCCAGCAGCGAGUUUUGGGCCGAGGAGAUGAGUCGCGGGCCUUGGCGGGCGUCAACUGGUGUCAGACGGCGCGAGUGGCCACCGUGGGCUUCUGUUUCCAUGCCAACUUCAACUACCAAUGGCUGCGCUGGCUGGAGAGGAUGCUGCCAGGAGGCGGAGUCAAGGCGGUGACGGGGAAGGUGGUGCUGGAUCAGCUAGUAGCGGCGCCGCUAACUAUCAGUGCCUUUUAUGUUGGUUUGAGUUUUCUAGAAAACAGAGAUGAUCCAUUUGAAGACUGGAGGGAGAAAUUCUGGACAUCGUACAAGACAGGUGUGGUGUUCUGGUCGACAAUGCAGGCGGUGAACUUUUCCUUAAUCCCGCCAGUGGCUCGAACCGUGUUCCUCGGAGGUGUUGCUCUCGUCUUCACCAUCUUCCUGUGUCACCUUAGACAGCGGAAGGACCAUAAACUUGAAUAA